GCGGCCGGAGGGAGGGCGGGGGGAACUCAAGGCCUGCUUGAUACGUCCGCCAUUUUGGGCGCUUCGCUGAUGGUGUCGGUGAGCGCGUUUCCCGCCUGAGCGCAACUAGCGGCGAGUCGCGGGCACCUCCAGGAGAGCUUCUGUUUCAUGUCCACCAUCCCGCUUUAUUCUUGCUGAUCUGCUAAUGCAGUAAAUUGGAAGACAGCUGUUGCCAGGAUAACCUGUAAUGGGCAAGGAGCCACAGAGAAGAAAACAUUUCUUUUAAUUUUUAACCUUGGUUUGAAAGUUGUGUUGCAUGCACCCUGGAAGGAGGUGGCCCCAUUUAUCAUGUUACUCUGUGCUCCUCAAUGCGACCAGCAUGUUUUGGAAAUUUGAUCUUCACUCAUCAUCCCACAUAGACACACUUCUAGAAAGAGAAGAUGUUACACUGAAGGAGCUGAUGGAUGAGGAAGACGUUUUACAGGAGUGUAAAGCUCAGAACCGCAAACUUAUAGAGUUUCUGUUAAAAGCAGAAUGUCUCGAAGAUUUAGUCUCAUUCAUUAUAGAAGAACCACCUCAAGACAUGGAUGAAAAGAUCCGAUACAAGUACCCAAAUAUAUCUUGUGAGUUGCUCACUUCCGAUGUCUCCCAAAUGAAUGAUAGACUGGGAGAAGACGAGUCCUUGCUAAUGAAAUUGUAUAGCUUCCUCCUAAACGAUCCCCCCUUGAACCCACUACUUGCCAGUUUCUUCAGCAAGGUGCUAAGUAUUCUUAUCAGCAGAAAACCAGAACAGAUCGUGGAUUUCCUAAAGAAGAAGCGCGAUUUCGUCGACCUUAUUAUAAAGCACAUAGGAACGUCGGCCAUCAUGGACUUGUUGCUCAGGCUGCUGACGUGCAUCGAGCCUCCACAGCCCAGGCAGGAUGUGCUGAAUUGGUUAAAUGAGGAGAAAAUUAUCCAGAGGCUUGUGGAAAUAGUUCAUCCGUCGCAAGAAGAAGACCGGCAUUCAAAUGCAUCACAGUCACUUUGUGAAAUUGUUCGCCUGAGCAGAGACCAGAUGUUACAAAUUCAGAACAGUACAGAACCGGAUCCCCUGCUUGCCACUCUAGAAAAGCAAGAAAUUAUAGAGCAGCUUCUAUCAAAUAUUUUCCACAAGGAGAAAAAUGAACCAGCCAUAGUCAGUGCAAUCCAGGUACUGCUGACUCUACUUGAGACUCGACGACCAACAUUUGAAGGCCAUAUAGAGAUCUGCCCACCAGGCAUGAGUCCUUCGGCUUGUUCGGUCAACAAGAGUGUUCUGGAAGCCAUCCGAGGAAGACUUGGAUCUUUUCACGAGCUCCUGCUUGAGCCGCCCAAGAAGAGCGUGAUGAAGACCACAUGGGGCGUGCUGGACCCUCCCGUGGGGAACACGCGGUUGAAUGUGAUAAGGCUGAUAUCCAGCCUCCUUCAGACGAAUACCAGCAGCAUCAACGGGGACCUCAUGGAGCUGAACAGCAUUGGAGUCAUAUUGGACAUGUUCUUCAAAUACACAUGGAAUAACUUUUUACACACACAAGUGGAAAUUUGUAUUGCACUGAUUCUUGCAAGUCCUUUUGAAACCACAGAAAAUAGCACAAUUACUGAUCAAGACGCCACUGGUGACAGUUUGUUAUUGAAACAUCUCUUUCAAAAAUGUCAGUUAAUAGAACGAAUACUUGACGCCUGGGAAAUGAAUGAGAAGAAACAGGCCGAAGGAGGACGCCGGCACGGCUACAUGGGCCAUCUGACCAGGAUAGCCAACUGCAUCGUGCACAGCGCCGAGAAGGGCCCCCGCAGCGCGUCGGUGCAGCAGCUCAUCCGAGAUCUUCCAGAGGAAGUCAGGGAGCGAUGGGAGGCGUUCUGCGCAAGCUCCUUAGGAGAAACUAACAAGAGGAACACGGUAGACCUAGUUACAACCUGCCAUAUUCAUUCAUCCAGUGAUGAUGAAAUUGACUUUAAAGAAACGGGUUUCUCACAGGAUUCUUCUUUGCAGCAAGCCUUUUCUGAUUAUCAGAUGCAACAAAUGACGUCCAAUUUUAUUGACCAGUUUGGCUUCAACGAUGAGAAGUUUGCAGACCAAGAUGACAUUGGCAAUGUUUCUUUUGAUCGAGUAUCAGACAUCAACUUCACUCUCAAUACGAAUGAAAGUGGGAACAUUGCCUUGUUUGAAGCUUGCUGUAAGGAACGAAUACAGCAGUUUGACGAUGGGGGCUCUGACGAGGAGGACAUCUGGGAGGAAAAGCACGUCGCCUUCACGCCGGAGUCCCAGAGGCGAUCCAGCUCGGGGAGCACAGACAGUGAGGAGAGCACGGACUCUGAAGAAGAAGAUGGAGCAAAGCCGGACUUGUUUGAACCCAGUGGCGCCAACGCGGAGGACAAGAUGGAGGUGGACUUGAAUGAGCCGCCCAGCUGGUCAGCCAACUUUGACGUCCCCAUGGAGACCGCCCACGGUGCUGCCUUGGACUCCGUGGGGUCUGACGUCUGGAGCACAGAGGAGUCAGUGCCAACGAAGGAGACAGGCUGGGCCUCCUUUUCAGAGUUCACGUCCUCCCUGAGUACAAAAGAUUCUCUAAGGAGUAAUUCUCCAGUGGAAAUGGAAACCAGCACUGAGCCGAUGGACCCUCUGACUCCCAGUGUCGCCGCGCUGGCUGUGCAGCCGGAAGUGCCAGGCAGUGUGGCCAUGGAAGCCAGCUCUGACGGGGAGGAGGAUGCAGAAAGUACAGACAAGGUAACUGAGACAGUGAUGAAUGGCGGCAUGAAGGAAACCCUCAGCCUCACUGUAGACGCCAAGACAGAAACCGCGGUCUUCAAAAGAGUAUUGAAAUCCUACCGUGAGGAAGGAAGACUGUCUACCUCUCAAGAUGCUGCUUGUAAAGACGCGGAGGAGAGCCCCGAGCCGCCAGAGGGCAAGUCUGCCGCCCCCCGGCCCCCCAGCCGGAGUCCGGAGCAGAGGACUGAGCAGCCGAGCGUGCCCGGCGACGCGGCGGUCAAUGGCCCCGUAUGAUGAGCGGGCUCUGCUGCUGCCGACUGAGGACUGCAGGCGCCACCGUUGAGGGCUCAGGGGCUUCCUCUGGAGCCCGCCGAGCCACCACUGCUGCACUCACUCUGCAAGGGAUCAGGACCAGCAAUCUUUAUAUUCGAGAUUCUAAGACAUUGUACAGAGAAACUCAGAAGUGUACAAAUAUUGCACAUUGACAAAUACCAAGAAUUUCUGCGUAUGUUUAUAUUGUAUUGUUCUAAAUAAUGGGCCGCCUGUGAAGUCAGAUCUUGCCACCCGUGUAAUGAUAGCAGUACUGCUAGGGCUCAGACGGCUGUAAGAAUAGUUUUAUAAAAGUGAAGACACAGAUCUAUUGUAUUUGAAACAUAACUAUCUGACAAUUAUUAGUGUGACCAAAGUUUUAGGCAGUUUUCAUACAUUUUUCACCUUGUACAAAAUUCUGAAUUCAUUUUUCUUCCAAGUUGGCAAAGAGUUCUAGGAUCGAAAUGCCCUCUAAGUGUUAUUUUGGUUGUUCUAACUUACAAAAGUGAUUUUGAAUAAGAAAUAUUUGGUGUUCUUUUUAUAACCAGUUUUUGAUUGGUAACUGUUUUCUGUAUUGUUUAAAACGGAUCAAAAAAAAUGUAAGUCUAUUAGUAGAGAUUAAGUAUUUAUUGCUACACCUUAGUUGACGAAUCGGUGUUCUUGUAAAGCCAUAUGUUCUGUUCAAGUCUCGUUUGCUUGACAUGAUCAUACCUGCAGGUGAAACACUAGACUAUUUGGAGUGUACAUGGCUUGUGGUUUGGGGGUUUUUUGUUGUUGCUGUUUUCCGGUUUUGUUUUUUUGUUUUGUUUUGGUUGUUCAUCUGCCUUUUAACCCAUUCACCGAAAUUUUCCUUGUUAACAAGCAUCCCCAAUGAACAUUUCAGAGCAAUCUGCGUAUUUAACAUACCUAAACCAUCUUAGGCAAGUCAGUUGAAAAAUGCUCGUGCUGCUAAUGGAAUUAGAGUGCGUUCAUUUUCCAGGCUAGUAUUUUAAACUAGACGUCAGAACCCGGCACCUGAGCAUGUUGAUUGUUUGCUGUACCUGGUGAGGUUUUCCCUCGUAAAUUCUAAACCAGUGUAUUUUUUUUUUUUUUUUAGAACUGGUUUGUGUACAUAUAUAGUGAUUAUGGAUACUAAUUCAAUGUAAUUUAUAAUUUUCUAUGUCAAUAUAAAAAUACGUCACAGCCUUCUCAAACAGCUGAAGCAAUAUAUUGUAUAUUGCCGUAUCGUCUGGUGAAAGGGUUAAAUUACUUCACCUCUUGCACUUUUAGAUGCAAAUCAGUUUUUCAUUUCUGUAAUAGAAAAUUAAUUCACGUAUUUUUACAUCAUUUGUUUUUCCUGACCAGUAUUUAAAACCAAAAGGAUAUUCUGAAAAAUGGCCAACAAUUUUUUUAGAAAUAGGAUCCCAAGCAGCGUGCCUAAACAUGACAUUGCAUAUGGAAAUAAAAGAUCAAAUGUCUAAUGCCUUAUUUCUUACUUCCUGUCCCACGGUGAGGGGCGUAGAAACCCUCCGAGGGUCCCCGAGGCAGAGCCAGCCCUCGAGGACCGCAGCCCGCCGCGCCCCGGGACGGACGGCCUGGGGCGCCCGCUCAGGAAUCCUUUCCGUCACGAGCUCCUCUCAGAAGACGGCCCUCGCGCCCUCUCCCUGGACCCUGGCGCCGCCGGAGGACAGGGACCGCACCCGGCCCGGGACGGCGGCGGCGGCCGGGGCGCUGCGGCCCCUCGCUCUGGGGUUGGUUGGCUCCUCGGCCCCGCCCAAGGUAAACCCGCUGUCCCACUUCGUCCCCACCCCCGGCCGCUGACGGGCACGUGGGGUGCGCCUGGGGGUAGGGGUGUGUGUCCGGGCGAGGACGCAGGGACGGGGCGGGGAGGAGGGCCGGCCCAGGGCGCGGGGUGCUCUGUGAGGUCCUGCUUGAACUUGUGUGGGUUGGCCAGGCCGAGUGCGAGGACGGAUGUGUACCUGUGUUAAAAGUGACGACCACAACAAUAAAGCCUGAUUCUGUGUUUCUAGAAA
Molecule: messenger RNA, 5025 nt
Organism: Sus scrofa (pig)
Lineage: Eukaryota; Metazoa; Chordata; Mammalia; Artiodactyla; Suidae
Source: RefSeq, a predicted model, not a curated record